AUGCUCCCUCGCAUCUAUUGCAAAUUAAGCAAGAGUCCACCAUCAUCACACUAUAAGAAGAAACUCCUCAUUCCUUCAAAGUACAACACUUUUCUUAACUCUCCAAGGAUCUUCCACUCCCACAAAUUUUCUUCUAAAGACAAAGAAAUGGGGAAGUUUUUGUGGACCUUGAUUACCCCACUUCAUUCCCUUGCUGGGCCGGUGGUGACCUUAUUGUAUGCAUCAGUGAUAGCAAUAGAGAGCCAAUCUAGAUUGGAUGACAGGCAGUGGCUUUCUUAUUGGAUUAUUUAUUCGUUUCUUUCCCUCAUGGAAAUGCUUCUCCAACCUCUCUUGGAUCGGAUUCCAAUUUGGUACGAUGUGAAGGUAGUGGGAGUGGCAUGGCUGGUUUUGCCGAAGACCAAAGGCGCUGCUUUCUUGUAUGAACGCUAUGUGAGACCGCAUGUUCGGAUGCACAUAACUGAGAGGGGGAGACGUGUUGCAUGA
Sphenostylis stenocarpa is the source of this 483-nucleotide messenger RNA. The record is from the annotation of a GenBank genome assembly. Lineage: Eukaryota; Viridiplantae; Streptophyta; Magnoliopsida; Fabales; Fabaceae.